CAUUUUGCCAGCACGUACGAUCCCGGUUAGUCGACGCCGGUGCGAAGUAUAAUUCCCGUUCGCGACGAGUUCGUGUUGCCGGGCCAGUGACUGUCUGUCGGCGGCGUUCUUGGUUUCACGGUCACGAGAUAGUACAGAGAGCGCGCGCGUGAGAACCUGUUACUCAGUGAAUAUCGCCAACGGAAGCCGUCGUCGGAGAAUCGUUGUCGCAGGGCCGCGAAACACGUCGCGUACCCGGUUCGUAGAUUCACUUUUAGCAAGAUAUGGCGGAGCUACAGGGAACCCCGGUCUCCCAGGACGCCCUGGCCGUGGCUCAGUUGGAACUCGGAGGAAAUCCGAACGCCUUGGCGUUGCGUAGGCCAUUCGACCCCGUGGCACAUGAUCUGGACGCAACCUUCCGCCUUACGCGGUUCGCCGACCUAAAAGGAUGAGGGUGUAAAGUCCCUCAGGAGGUUCUUGGGAAACUCCUUGAGGGACUACAGGCCGACGAUGGUAGCGCACAGGAUCAUGAGCAUGCCCACUUUAUGCACAUGGCCAUUCCACGCAUCGGUAUUGGUAUGGAUUCCUCCGUGACUCCACUGAGACACGGUGGACUGAGUUUGGUGCAGACCACAGACUUCUUCUACCCACUUGUGGAUGAUCCAUACAUGAUGGGUAAAAUUGCAUGCGCUAAUGUUAUCAGCGAUUUGUACGCCAUGGGUGUUACGGAGUGUGACAAUAUGUUAAUGUUGCUGGGAGUCAGUACAAAGAUGACUGAAAAGGAACGGGACGUUGUUGUUCCUUUGAUCAUGAGAGGGUUUAAAGAUUCUGCCUUGGAAGCUGGCACAACAGUGACAGGAGGUCAAACAGUUGUUAAUCCUUGGUGUACAAUAGGUGGUGUUGCAUCCACUGUUUGUCAGCCAAACGAAUACAUUGUCCCAGAUAAUGCAGUAGUUGGCGAUGUUCUUGUGUUGACAAAACCCCUUGGAACCCAAGUAGCUGUCAAUGCUCAUCAGUGGUUAGACCAACCAGAUCGUUGGAACAGAAUCAAACUUGUGGUUAGUGAAGACGAUGUGAGAAAAGCUUAUCAGAGGGCAAUGGACAGCAUGGCCAGGUUGAACAGAAUAGCGGCCAGAUUAAUGCACAAGUAUAAUGCACAUGGAGCAACAGAUGUCACAGGCUUUGGACUUUUGGGACACGCACAAAAUUUGGCCAAACACCAGAAGAACGAAGUCUCCUUUGUUAUUCACAAUUUACCUGUUAUAGCUAAAAUGGCAGCUGUCGCGAAAGCGUGUGGUAAUAUGUUCCAAUUACUUCAAGGUCACUCGGCAGAAACAAGCGGAGGAUUGCUUAUUUGCCUACCGAGAGAACAGGCUGCGGCGUAUUGCAAAGAUAUCGAAAAACAAGAAGGAUAUCAGGCAUGGAUUAUCGGUAUCGUAGAGAAAGGAAACCGCACAGCCAGAAUAAUCGAUAAGCCGCGAGUGAUAGAAGUUCCAGCUAAGGAGAAGGACGGCGAACUCUGGUAAAGGGUCGAAUGUCAUCGUCCCUUUAUUCGCAGACAUGUAUUUAGAGAAUAUCACGGACAACACGCAUUUACACAUGAAAACACUUCACGGAUUCAGAGCACUAACGCGUGUGCGCACUGUAUUACAAAGUUUCUUUUCUCUAGAUAGGAAAGUAUUGAGGAAGAACGCAUUUCAUAACAGUUUCGAUUACACUUUCGUUCCAUGGGUUAAAAACGUGAUAUAUAACAAUAAUGACUUUUAAUUAUACGUUGUCUUUAUCAAAGUUUACUGAAUUUACAGUUCUUUAUUUUUCUUUGUAACUGUCGAAAGUUAAAAAAAAAUAUCUUUUAAAUGUUCCUAGCUGUCUUCCAGGCAGCUAUGAACGGUUAUCGAAGAAUUUCAUGAUGAAGAAACAUGGGGGAAGCAAUUUAACAGAAACAGUUAAAGAGCUUAGAUAUAGUCUUUCUAAAGUCAAGACUAAAUACGUGUAAGUAUAGCCUCGGGUAGCACUAGGCUAAGCUUUCAACUUGCAUUGGAUCAAACUGGCAAUACACGUUGAGUGACAUUUGGGUGCUUAGCGUUACAAAGAAUGGUUGAUUAAGGUACACAAGAAUGAUAGUGAUUACAAAAGGUCUAUAAAUAUAUUUUAAGGGGGUAUGCCGCAUAACGAAACGUUUUAAAAAGCGAACAAAUUGUACAUUACACGAAACUAUGACUUACAAAUAGGGACGAACAGAUGAGUCACAGACACUACAGAUUGGAAAGUUGUAAACCAAGACAUUACUACCCCGUAGUACUCAAUGACAGGCAUUCGACAUCAACGAGAUAUCCACGAUUUGUAAUCCUGAUCUAUUGUUAUAUAGAAUGCCUAUAAGAUGUCCAAAUGUAAGAUAAGGCCUUCUCUAGUUCUCUCGUUACAUACGCUUUUGAAAAUAAUUAUUAAAAAAAAAAAAAAGAAGAUUACAAAAAAUCGAGCACAGGCCCUAAUGUUGUAUUACUUUUUCAUAUGAAUAAAGUGCUACUUUGUCAAUAAAA
This is a messenger RNA of Dufourea novaeangliae, 2519 nucleotides long. It is a transcript of the gene Sps1, whose product is annotated as selenide, water dikinase. The record is from RefSeq and is a predicted model, not a curated record. Gene Ontology annotation, biological process: L-selenocysteine biosynthetic process. The transcript is spliced from 6 exons. Gene Ontology annotation, cellular component: cytoplasm. Lineage: Eukaryota; Metazoa; Arthropoda; Insecta; Hymenoptera; Halictidae. Gene Ontology annotation, molecular function: selenide, water dikinase activity; ATP binding.